Mercenaria mercenaria is the source of this 1803-nucleotide messenger RNA. RefSeq lists its product as uncharacterized. The transcript has 2 exons. The coding region runs from base 541 to 1143 and encodes 200 amino acids. Lineage: Eukaryota; Metazoa; Mollusca; Bivalvia; Venerida; Veneridae. The record is from RefSeq and is a predicted model, not a curated record.
UUAAACAUGUAGAUUUAAUUACACCGUGUAAUUGUGCGAGAGGAGUUUCAUUAAUCUAUUGAAUUUCUUUGGAAAUAAUUAUUUGAUAUUGUUUGGAGUGUUAUGGAGAGCAUCUAUAUUAUGAGUAUAUACCGUUUAUAAGUAACCUUUAUUCAGUGUGAUAUAGAAUGAAUACAGAAUGAGACAGUAUUGUCAACUUGUGCAACAUUAUAUCUUUUCUUUUAAAGGGAUUUUAUCAAUCUGUCACAACUCACUUACUCUUACAUAAACGGAUUUUAAUCUUCGCUAUAUUCAUUGACUUCAAAGUGAAAUAGACGGAAUGGUCGACCCCAGCCAUGCCAUUGAAAUAUUCAUCCUUUAUUUGGAGUUAUUAUAUGACAGAAACGACUUCAAUAGAUAAAUGAUUUUUGAUAGAAAGUAGGUCAAAAGUUAUUUACGAAUUUCAUUGAAAAAUCGAAAACAUACAACGCUGGUAAUAGUUUACUCUUGACAACGCUAAUAUUUGCAUUAAUUCAGUGAAAUAAUUACUAUUUUAGCCGUAUGGCUAGGCUAAAAAAUAAUGAAUAUUUAGUCAGUGAGAAUAUAUAUUCUGAAGGACUUUCAAAAACUUUGUCGAAAAUGUCAGAUACUAACAAACAAGUUAAACAAGCUAUUGAGAGGCGUGCAAUUGAUGAUUCAAUUACUACAGAUGGACAUAAACUUUCUAACCUGGACGCCGACUGUUCAGGAAGAAUUAGAAAGUCGUUUUCGUUGGAUACCAGAGAGGCGGAAGUUGUCAAGAUGUCUUUAGCUUCGGUGGCCGGAUCUUCCAAACGCUGCUCUGUUCGGAGACGAACUAACAAACGUUUAGGCAGACCAGAACCGGAAUUCGGACACGAUACUGUAACGCACGAGAAAAUCCGAGAACGGAUUCUACAAGAACGUGCAGUGACGAACGCCAUAGACGCUUUACAGGAACGCUGGGGAAUGAUAACAUUUAUGCAUAAUGACUGUGUGGAGCUAAAUGAGAAAAGAAAGACACGAAAAUUAAGAAAACAUUGUAUACAGCGACAGUUCGAAUUAAUUAGCGUUGUUUUCGUGUUUGUGCUUAUAUGUUUACUGAUAUCACUGAUUAUUGUUUCACUAAACAAGUAUUUACUGUAAAAUUAAGUUUUUAUAUUAUUAUCACAUUUUUGCCAACUUCACUGUAGAUAUUAGACAACUAGAAUAAUUUAUCAAUACUCAAAAAUAGCGAAUUGUAUUAACAAUUUUAUUAAGGUAUGAAUUGAUGCAAAUUUGGUUACUCUUCAACAGGUUACAAUUCCUUUAGACUUAAUUAUAAGUGACUGAACAAAUGUAAUAUGCGAAAGCGGCAAUAAAUACCAAUUGUAAAAACUUAAUUCUAUUUACUGACUUUGAUUAUUACGGUUAUUUUACGAGGCUUUAUCCAGUGUUUUGCAUUACUUCCCUUGCAUUUCCAACUUUUUAUCAGACGAGUAUAUUAAAUUUUCUCAGAUUUUUCUACCUGACCAGUUUGUGAACUAAACAUCUAUAUGGCAAUCCAACGCAAAAUCCAGCUUUAGAUAUGUAAGGGAGUACUACAAGGACAAGAACCAUGCAGCUGUCUGACAGGAUCAUGUAACGUUAAUGUAAAGUUCUGCUUGUCAGGAAACUUGUCUCUUCCGAAAAUACAGUUAAAUAUUCAAUUAUCAUGAUGUAUGUAUUUUAUUUGACUAAAAUUAUUUUUCUCUUUUUCUUAUUCCUAUAUAAAAUGAUUUGUAUGAGAAUUUUGCAAAAUCUUCCAGGCAUAUAUUCAUUUCUGUU